CCGGAGCGAUAUCCUCCGCGAUAUGGAAACGAAGAAGAGCUGAGGAAGGCGGUUCUCACAGCAAAAGUGAAACGGAUGGAUGAGUAAACUGAAUGAUAGAAAUGAAAACAUUAUGUUAUGGCGAUAUUCAUACAUAUAAUAUCAUUUGCUUUAAAAGGAAAAGAACGGCCGCAUUGUCUGGUUGUUGUAAUACUGUAACCUAGUGCAAGCUAGAAAACGUAACCGGGCGAUUAAUUACUAACAGCGUGUUAUUCAGUGUAGCAGUUACGUUAAAAUGUGUUAUGUUACCAAAAAAAUUGUUUACUCGACUAUAUUUCGUGCGUUUAGGGGUAAAAGUAGCCCAGGUGCAGUCACGCCUCAGUGAGUGUCGACAAAUAAGCGACGCUGAUUGGCUCUGGUGAUGCGGAAACGUCAUCGCAACCAUCCAGUAAUUCUUUCACUAAAGAUAUUGUUCAAAUUGGUGUAAAUAUGAAAAUAGCCGGGGAAAAUAUCCUGUUCAUCCUAGCAGUUUGCUUUUUAAAAUGCGUCUUAUAGUACUGUAAAUAACUUUUUUUAAGUGGCCGUAAAUGAUUUACUUCAUUAGUCCAAUGGCUCCAUAACAUCCCCAGUUGAGCAAACAACAGAGAACACCCAUCAAGGUCAUUGUUAAAUUAGGAUAUUUUUGUUAAAUAGUGCCAAUCUUCUUUCAGGAUUAUGCUCUCAUUACAAACAAUAUACGUGAUACCCAUCCAAGAGGCCAGAUUAAAUCAUUUCUGGUGUUUGGGAGUUGACCAUUAACUUGUACAGAUUACAAAGAGUCCUUAGUUGUAAGCAGCAGCUGCUGCUGUGGCUACACUGUGGAUCCUGAAGCAAAGUUCACCGGCAGCACAGUCUGCUGAUCUCCUCUUUGAAUUCUCCUCUCAGAUAUAUAUAUAUAAUUUAAAAAUUUGCAGUCAUGGGUAGAGCAAAUUAUGGAUACUAUCGAGGCACUAUAUUUUUAGCCAUGUUUGUUGGCUACACACUUUACUACUUUAACAGAAAAACGUUUUCUUUUGUGAUGCCUUCGCUGAUGCAGGAAAUUAAGCUGGACAAGGAUGAUCUGGGCAUGAUAACAAGCAGUCAGUCUUUGGCCUACGCUAUCAGUAAGUUCAUCAGCGGAGUGUUGUCCGACCAGAUCAGUGCUCGGUGGCUCUUCUCCAUUGGCUUGUUCGCGGUGGGAGGCAUCAAUGUGGUCUUUUCCUGGUCGUCCACUGUGGCCGUCUUCUCUGCCCUGUGGUUCCUCAACGGCUUGGGUCAGGGUCUCGGCUGGCCUCCCUGUGGAAGGGUGCUGCGCAAGUGGUUCGAGCCCUCUCAGUUCGGAACAUGGUGGGCAAUCCUGUCAUGCAGCAUGAACCUGGCUGGCAGCUUGGGCCCUAUUAUCGCCACAGUGCUGGCCCACAGUUACAGCUGGAGGACCAUCCUGUCCAUGUCCGGAAUGAUCUGCGUGGUGCUCUCCUUUGUCUGCCUGUUGGUCAUCAAGAAUGAACCCAAGGAUGUGGGGCUACCUAAUGUAGAAGUGGCAGCCAAGAAGAGCAAAGGAGGGUCUUCUAGUGAUGAGAGCACCCUGUCCGAGUUCCUGCUCUCUCCUUACCUGUGGCUCCUCUCCGUGUCUUAUCUGGUGGUGUUUGGGGUGAAGACAGCCUGCACUGACUGGGGACAGCUGUUUCUCAUUCAAGACAAGGGACAGUCAACGCUGAUGGGUAGCUCAUACAUGAGCGCCCUGGAGUUGGGAGGUCUGUUGGGCAGCCUGGCAGCAGGUUACCUCUCUGACAAAGCUGUGGCCAAACAAGGUAUGAAUAUCUAUGGCAAUCCUCGUCACUUUGUCCUGAUCCUUAUGAUGGCAGGAAUGUUCGUGUCCAUGUAUUUGUUUAGAGUCACAGUCACUCCAGAGAGCCCGAAGGUAUGGAUACUCUGUUUGGGUGCUGCUUUCGGUUUCUCCUCCUAUGGGCCAAUAGCCUUGUUUGGUGUUAUAGCCAAUGAGAGUGCUCCAUCCAGCUACUGUGGGACGUCGCAUGCUAUUGUGGCCCUCAUGGCUAACAUUGGCGGCUUCCUCUCCGGGCUUCCAUUCAGCACCAUCGCCAAACAUCACGGCUGGGAAAUGGCCUUCUGGGUUGCAGAGAUUGUCUGCGGCAUAUCUGCUGUCUGCUUCUUCCUGCUGCGUAACAUCCGCACAAAGAUGGGCCACGUGUCCAAAAAGUCCGACUGAAGUGUCGUAAUUUCCCACGCGAAGAUAAAUGUGAAGCCUUCAAUGUAAUAUCCUAUUUUUUAAACAUAUUUUUAUGCUCGUCACAUUAGUUUCAGCAUGUAAAAUGAAGCUCAAAUUAGUUAGGACAUGCUUUUUUCCUAAAACUAAACACCACAUCAAUAAUUUAACAAGGCAACAAAAUGAAAUGCAGUGAAACGCCCAAAGUCAAACACACUCAGUUCCUUGGUACUAGUUGGUUUCCAAAUUGUUCUCAUUUCUAAAUAUUAUUUUCUCAAACUGUUGCUGUCAUAAAACCUUCAUAAACUGAACAGCCAAUGUUUACUUAACAUUUUGCUUACAUUUAACUUUUGGGAUCUUCAACUUUGGAGGUUCCACUAGAGAAAUGUCUCAAGCAGCUCCUUAUUAUAAUGACAACAGAACCAACUCUUAAUAUUCAACCUUUUGUUAUUUUUUUUUUUAAAUAAAAAAAGCAAGACUUGAAUAAAUAAUACUGGUCAUUUUCA
This is a messenger RNA of Phycodurus eques (leafy seadragon), 2727 nucleotides long. RefSeq names its product solute carrier family 37 member 4a (gene slc37a4a). Bases 935 to 2224 code for a protein of 429 amino acids. The transcript is spliced from 8 exons. The record is from RefSeq and is a predicted model, not a curated record. Gene Ontology annotation, cellular component: endoplasmic reticulum membrane. Lineage: Eukaryota; Metazoa; Chordata; Actinopteri; Syngnathiformes; Syngnathidae. Gene Ontology annotation, biological process: glucose-6-phosphate transport; phosphate ion transmembrane transport. Gene Ontology annotation, molecular function: glucose 6-phosphate:phosphate antiporter activity.